AUGUCUCGCCGUAGUAAGAAGUGCUGCUGGGAUGCCAACGAUUGGCUACCGGCCGAAGUCAUAUACUGGCUGAAUGUGCCCAGUUUUCCGCCGGUCUGGAGUCGUUUAAGCAAAAAGAACUCGGCCAAUGUGCCGCGUUGCAUAGCGGCAAGCAAGUGCGGGGUCUACGACAUCGAAAUCCCGAAUGAGCUUUGGUCGCUAUGGGGCUAUCUGCAUCCGUGCAACCAAGUCUUCAAUCCUAAACCGUGCGGCAAGCAAAGUUGGGCCUGCAAUAUAGCGGCUUGCUGUGCGGCAAAACUCUAUCCGCUGGCGCAAUGGAAGCCACACCUCUUGGACAGCAUUGUGAUCAAUGGCGAUCGUUAUUAUUACAAUAGUUUGCGUAAAUUCCGCGGUGAAACCUAUCAAUUCACGCUAAAUGACCUGUGUGAUACUUGCUGUUUGGACAACUUCCGCUUUAAAGUGCACAUUGAGAUGGUUUCAUAUGGCGCACUCUACGAGCAAGACAACUCGCCUAUAAAGAAUUUAGCCAAGAGCCUGAUCAACUUCUUCAGUCAACAUAAGGUGGGUCUCCUGCAUUGUCGGCACCUGCGUGCUCUGGUCAUUGGACGUGAUAAUUGCAACGGUUGCGUUGGUGGCGAUUACUUCAUGUUCGACUGCCAGAGCAAGGAUUAUCCACUCUUCGGCAAGGGUGACUGUAGGCCCUACUUGCUGCGCUGUAAGACGCUGCAAAUGCUGCUAUACUGCAUUGUGAUGGCGCUUGAGGUGCGCUGCAAGAGAGUACAGUUUACAUUGCAUAAAGUUGGCAUCCGUUAUGAAGGUCCAAUACUCGAAGAUCAGGAUGAGGAUGAAUUAAAGAAGUUGCAGCGAAUCAUUGCAAGAAGAAAGGAGAAACCCGUUAAAGCGGGAAUUGCGAAAAUUCGAAAUAUUUGUAGAAGCAUUCAGUGUCCGAAGAGAUGAGAAACAUAUUUAAUUGUGACAUAAAGUUAUUACCCAGAAACCCGUUACCCCGAUUUGAAACAAAAAAUAACCCGUACAGAUUUAUGACAUAGACCUACAUAAUUUUAAUGGGCAGUGGAAUGUCCAAUUGAGUCGAGAUAUGCAAAGCUGAUGUUUACUCCUAUAAGGAUUUGGCAAAAUCGUUGAAGAGUCCUUAAAAAUACCAGCGAGUUAUUGCUCUGAAAGCUUUGUGUGUCAGUUACAAAUAUCCACAAAGAAAUAAGUUUGUCUACUGAGCCAUUGAAAGUUCAAAACUAUAAUCGUCGGUUUGAAUAUGUCUUGUACUCUCGAUCAGCUCUGAUUUCGGACUCCAUACCACUGUAAAGUUUUUAAAGCCGGCGAUGGAA
Molecule: messenger RNA, 1343 nt
Organism: Bactrocera tryoni
Lineage: Eukaryota; Metazoa; Arthropoda; Insecta; Diptera; Tephritidae
Exons: 1
Coding region: 1-957 (318 amino acids)
Source: RefSeq, a predicted model, not a curated record